Nerophis ophidion (straightnose pipefish) is the source of this 7913-nucleotide messenger RNA. RefSeq names its product G protein-coupled receptor 158a (gene gpr158a). Gene Ontology annotation, cellular component: membrane. The coding region runs from base 653 to 4297 and encodes 1214 amino acids. The record is from RefSeq and is a predicted model, not a curated record. NCBI's taxonomy places the organism in Eukaryota, Metazoa, Chordata, Actinopteri, Syngnathiformes, Syngnathidae. Gene Ontology annotation, molecular function: G protein-coupled receptor activity. The transcript has 13 exons. Gene Ontology annotation, biological process: G protein-coupled receptor signaling pathway.
CGAGGAUGUUGUAGUGGUUUGUGUUGUGGUUUGUGCAGCCCUUUGAGACACUAGUGAUUUAGGGCUAUAUAAGUAUCAAUCAAUCAAACAAUCAGUGUUUAUUUAUAUAGCCUUAAAUCACAAAUGUCUCAGCGGCACAUCUCCACCAAACCUUCCCGCCGUGAUUGACAGACGAAGCGACCAUAGAGCGGAGCCACGGCGCCCCAGGAGCCCAAUGAGAGCGCGCGGUAGACGGACUUGAGGAGCGCCCAGCUCCCGGUGGGUCCCUCCGCCGCUUUUUAUAGGCCCGUUUAAUGCUCUUUGUGGUCGGAAGAGGGCGGAGUGUCAUCCCGAGGAGCGCGGAGCUCCCAGCUGACUCGGUGCCUGCAGAAAAUAAAUAAAUAUAACAAUAACCGCCGCCUCCUUCCUCCUGGUUGGGAUGCAGUCUGCAGGCUGGAGGACGCCUGCCGCAGACACCGAGCAGCUCCAUGACGUGUCGGUGACAAAAAAGGACAAACGAGGACAGCGAAAGAGUUUCCUUGAGGAAAAAAAAAAGGCUUAAAGGAUCCCACAAGUGUCUGAGCGAUGGUUUAGCGGAGCGGCUAAAAUUUCUUCCGAUCUACCGCAACCCAUCCCCGCAUUAAAAAGAGCCGCGGACGCGUCCUGGAGGGAGAUGGCUGUCUUCCGGCUGGCGUUGCUGCUGCACGUUGGCUUCGUGAUCGCUCACGGAGGAGGAGGAAGAGAAGGCGGCGGCCGGACGCACCGCGGCCACCGGCUGGCGCAUCUCCGCGGGGAGACGGCCGAGCCGAGGCCGAGCGCCGCCGUGGCCGAGUUCCUUCACACGGGCGACUCCGAAACCCUGAAGCGGGCCAACUGCUCGCGGAGGUUCGAGCUCGCCUCACUGCGGGGAAGGGCGCCGGGGAGUCCGCAUGGCUCCGUGCUGGAUGCGGUGAUGCACGCCAGCAACUUCCUCAGCAUGGUGCUGCAAGCCAACAGGUCCAGGGAGCGCAGUCUGCGGCGAGACGUGGAGUGGUACCAUGCCCUGGUCCGGAGCAUCCUGCUGGGGGACCCCGACAUCCACCGGGCCGUGGUCGCAUUCGCCCCCGACGAGUUUCAUCACGCUCCUCCUGGGCCUUGGGUGCACCUGCAAGCCACCAGGGCCGGGGGUGAGAUUGUGCUCCAGGACACGGGUGGGCAUCACCUGCACAACCGCACUGCAGAAACCGAGUGGUUCCAUGGCUUUAAGGACAGGAAGAAGCUCACCUUCCAUAAAAGGGUUCUGAGCCAAGACUUCACAUCGGUGGACAAUUCCCUGAGGAGAGGAGAAAGUUUCAUCCCGGACAAGACUCACCUCAGGUGGUCUGCGCCCUACUUGGAGUGUGAAGAUGGCAACCUUGUCCCUCCUUGGCUUUUGACCUUAUCAGCUGCUUUUUAUGGCCUCAGGCCCAACUUAUCUCCAGAAUUCCGGGGCGUGGUGCGAGUGGACAUUAAUCUCCAGGAUGUUGAUAUCGACCAGUGCUCCACUGAUGGCUGGUUUGCUGGAACCCAUGGCUGCAACCUGACCACUAUGGAGUGUUUGCCGAUGCGCGGCCAUGGCUUCGUGCUGGACAAGUACAAGUGUGUCUGCAGGACAGGAUUCUACCAUCCCAGCCGAGUGGCCGUCAGCGGCGUCACAAGGACGAGGCCAAAGGGGACGGUGCCAGACAGCGGGCCCAAUGCAGACGAGGCGUCUUCCAGCGACUGCCUGACGUGUCAGCCCGGCUGCGCCUUCUGCAAGGACGACACGCCGUGCGUAGCGCGUGAGGACGGCGCCCUGCGCUUAGCGGUGCUCUCCUUCCAGUGCCUGUGCAUAGUGGUGGUCUUCAUAAGCAUGGUGCUCGUCUACCACUUCCGCAGGAACAAGAGUAUCAGAGCGUCGGGCCUCGUCCUGCUGGAGGCCAUCUUGUGCGGCGCUCUUCUUCUCUACUUCCCGGUUGGGAUUCUCUAUUUUCAGCCCAGCGUGUUCCGUUGCAUCCUGCUGCGCUGGGUUCGACUGCUGGGCUUCGCCACCGUCUACGGCACGCUCACCGUCAAGUUGUACAGGGUCUUGAAGGUGUUCCUGUCCCGUACAGCGCAGAGGAUUCCCUACAUGACCAGCUGGCGAGUGCUUCGUCUGCUGGCCAUCAUCCUGCUCAUCGUCUGCUGGUUCCUUGUGGCCUGGACGUCGGCCGUCUGCCAGAUUGCGGACAGGAAGUCGGCGCUCAUCGACGUGGGCUACACGCCCGACGGGCUGCAGUUCAGCAUGUGCCUGCUGGACCGCUGGGAUUACAUGAUGGCAGUCGCUGAGUUCCUCUUCCUGCUUUGGGCGGUGUACCUGUGCUACGCCGUGAGGACGGUGCCUUCUGCCUUCCACGAGCCUCGCUACAUGGCCAUCGCUGUCCACAAUGAGCUCGUCCUGUCCGCAAUCUUCCAUGUCCUCAGGUUCACGCUGGCCCCUGAGCUCCACCCUGAUUGGAUGCUGCUGCUGUUCUUCACCCACACCCACCUGACUGUAACGGUCACGCUGGGCCUUCUUCUCAUUCCCAAGUUCCUGUUUGCCGGCACCCACAUGCGAGACGAUAUAACCUCGGAGGCCUACGAGGAUGAGCUGGACAUGGGUCGUUCGGGGUCCUACCUCAACAGCAGUAUCACCUCGGCCUGGAGCGAACACAGUCUGGACCCCGAGGAUAUUCGGACGCCAGACGAAACGGGCCCUCUCAGUUCUAUUAAUGGCUGUGGCGUAAGAUCAUGCGACAGUCUUUGGGAAAAACGUACCAACGAGGAGUUGAAGAAGCUCUACUCCCAGCUGGAGAUCUACAAGAGGAAGAAGAUGCUGGCCAACAACCCUCAUCUCCAGAAGAAGCGCAGCUCCAAGAAAGGUCUCGGUCGUUCGCUCAUGCGGCGCAUCACGGAGAUUCCGGAAUCUGUGCACCGCCAAUGCAGCCGGGAGGAAAAGGACGUCGGGGAACACACCGGAAACCGGAACAGCAUCUGCGUGCUAAAGAAAAACACGUUUGAUCAGACCAUGAAGCCUGUCAAGGAAGAGACGCUGAAGAACAAGAUGUUCUCCCUGAAGAAGUCUCACAGUAGCUACGACCACGUCCGCGAUCAGAGCGAGGACUCCAGCAGCUCUGCCACAGACAAGAUGGAGGUGAUGGUGGCUGACGGCUCCCUCUUGGACACCUUGAUGGGGAAGAAACUGGUCAAGAAGAAAUCCAACGAAAACCUCGGCGCUCCGAGCGAGUCCACCGAGUCGGUGCCGCUGGUCUGCAAGUCAGCUAGCGCCCACAACCUCACCGCCGACAAGAAGCCCCUUCAUCCUCGCCCCUCAAUGCUGCAGAAGUCCCUCAGCGUCAUCGCCACCGCCAAGGAGAAGACGCUCAGCUUGACAGGGAAGACUCCGAGUGCCGAGGACGGCAAUAAGAAGCCCAAGAGCGCUGGGGAAGCGGAGAACGUCCCUAAAGGCAGAACCGAUCCAGUCAAGGGAAAGGAUCUGUACGAUCUCUCCGAGGUGUGUCCCUGGGAGGUGGAGGACGUCCCAACUCCUUCGGAAAACAAGAUCCAAAAGCAUGUGUCCAUUGCGCCCAAGGAAACAACCACCGUGCACGGGGGGAGCACCAAGGGAGGAAAAUCCCAGAAGCAGAAAGUCACAGAUUCGUCUCCGUCCGGCGUCAGGCAGAAGACACUUCGAGAGGAGGUGUGUCCCUGGGAGGACACUAACCAGGUGGAAGUGUCAACGCAAGCUGCAAAGACCAACAGAGAAGACGUCUGCCCGUGGGACUAUGGCGAGACCACAGAGACUUGUCCGGCAGCCAAGCAGAGGAAAGGUGCCUCGUCUCCGGAAGCCAGGAACACUUCUUCCAAAGCUGAAGUCUGUCUCCGGGACAACCCUUCAUCCCCCAACACAGAGAGCCCUCAUCGGAGCGCCAAACCCAAGGAGUCCCCUUCGAAAAGGAGAACACUUGAGAGAGAGAAGGAUACGUCAAAAGACAACAAGGACGAGAAAAGUAGAACAAAAGCUAAGGACAAGAGUAAACCAUCCGAGAGCCAGCAGAGAUUAGCCGAGGUUUGUCCCUGGGAUGUGGACAGCCAUCAGGAGGUGGCGGCCGUGGAGAAGCGGAAGAGUGCCAACGUCGGAGCCGUCAAAGCCAAGAAAGCUGAAGUCUGUCCGUGGGACUUCGAGGACACGUCAGAUCAAAAAGACAAAUCUUCUGCAGGGAGGAAGAGCGCUCUCAAUGCUGGCCCAGUCCCAAAGACGGCCGAUGUUUGUCCCUGGGACUUUGAGGACAAGAAGGCGUGACACUUUGCUGACGCUCUCGCUGUCCAUGUGUCUUUUUUUGGAAAACACUUCAAUCUUACAUUUUCCUAGCAGUCGGUGACUCGGAUGAAAUUCAGUUCCACAAAGUUGCCUUCCUUUAUGAGCUUUUUGGUUCGGGUCAUUUUGACAGAUUUUACACACACACAAAAAAACAAGAUGGCCGCUAUGAUGAUGAUGACGAUGGUGAGCAUUCCAGUUGACUACAGGGACAACCUGGGACAAAUCUUAGACUAAUUAUGCAACUUUUGAUUCAGCCUUGUCACUCAAUUAGCAGUCACAUUAUGGGAAGGAAAGAGAAGGACGCUGAAAAAAAAGCCAAAGAAUACGGCAACAGAGAGGGACAAACUUCUCAGUGAGGAAAUCAGUCUGAAGCACUUUAGCCAACUCCAUUAGCAGACGACGCGCUUCUCUUCAUCUUCACACCUUCCUCUUCUCCUUUUUUGAGAUCGAUUCAAUUGUAGUCCUCCGAGUCUGCGGCGGAAGACGUACUGUAUGUGCCUGAGUAUAAGUAAGUAAGCAUAGUCUCGUCUUACGUCGACAAAAGUGAACAAUAUAAAAGCAGCGUGCGCGGCAGCCCGUAAUUAUGCUAAACAUUACACAACCCUUUAUUGUCAACAGUUACUUUGUGUUUUACAUACAGUAGAUUCCAGGCUAUUCACUAAUUCUCAAACUCCCGCAAAUUGGCCGACGAUCUGUGCGUCUUUCUAGAUAUGAUCCUUGACUCUUGCAAGAUAUGGUAAGUUUUUGAGUUUUUAAACCCCUUAAAAAGGUUUGAGUUGGCAAAAUAAGAAGACAUUGAAUAUUUUAAGCAGGUUAGGUUACAAAAACUUGCUUGAAACAUUGAAUUUCUUUUUCUUAGCCCGGAAAAGGGUGGAGUGCCAUCUCCGGGUUGGGGAGGAGAACCUGCCCCAAGUCGAGGAGUUCAAGUACCUCGGAGUCUUGUUCACGAGUGAGGGAAGAGUGGAUCGAGAGAUCGACAGAAGGAUCGGUGCGGCGUCUUCAGUAAUGCGGACGCUGUAUCGAUCCGUUGUGGUGAAGAAGGAGCUGAGUCGGAAGGCAAAGUUCUCAAUUUACCAGUCGAUCUACGUUCCCAUCCUCACCUAUGGUCAUGAGCUUUGGGUAAUUACCGAAAGGACAAGAUCACGGGUACAAGCGGCCGAAAUGAGUUUCCUCCGCCGUGUGUCAGGGCUCUCCCUUACAGAUAGGGUGAGAAACGCUGCCAUCUGGGAGGAACUCAAACUAAAGCCACUGCUCCUCCACUUUGAGAGGAGUCAUAUGAGGUGGUUCAGGCAUGUGGUCAGGAUGCCACCCGAACACCUCCCUAGGGAGGUGUUUAGGGCACGUCCAACCGGUAGGAGGCCACGGGGAAGUCCCAGGACACCUUGGGAAGACUACGUCUCCCUCCCGGCUGGCCUGGGAAUGCCUCGGGAGGAGCUGGACGAAGUGGCUGGGGAGAGGGAAGUCUGGGCUUCCCUGCUUAGGCUGCUCCCCCCGCGACCCACCUCUGAUAAGCAGAAGAAGAUGAAUGGAUGGUUAGGUUACCAAUAACGCAGAGAUGUGGAUGUUUUGUUCAGAUAGUUUAUUGGCUAGCAUAUAUAAAUUGACCUACAUUGAAUUGAUUUUUUCUUUUGGGAAACCUUGGUCUAGAGUAUCAAACACAGGCUUUUUUAUUGGUGUAAACCCCUUGAAAAGUGAGGAUCUACUGUAAAAAGUACAGAUCCCAAGUCCAUUCUUGUAAAAAUAACUUCACAGUUAGCUUGUGUUAGCAUUAGCCUAGCAACCCUGUUAAAUCAUCUUGAAAGAAAACACAUAGCUUUCAAAUCGCAAAUCUCUAUUCCAGUGCGAUAACAAAAGUUAACUUAGGAAGAAUUAAAUGAGAAUCUUCCCCCCAUUUUUUUCUUUCUUUUGUGCGUUUCUGUGUUGAAAAUGUAGCAUUGCUAGCAGUAGCAGGUUUCGACUUAGCGGUGACUGAUAGAACUAAAACCUUCCGAAGGUUUUGCUUUGUGCCACGUUUUGUAUCGGAAUGUCGUUACUGCUCGUCACGCGCUCAGUCCGUGUAGUCAAAAGUUGAACAAUAACCCAAGAACAGCUACCGUGGACUAUGUCUUGUGUGCGAACGUCGUCACUGAAUGUCGUCACUGAUUAUUUGUGAUUGUCCACUUGGUCGUAAUCGAUGUCGCUAUACUCAGCGUUCGAGCUAAUCAAAUGUACUUUUAGUUUUCAACUCAUGAGAGUCCACAAAGUAUCUGACAUUAGUAUUAAAAUGUUUAUUAUUUUUAAAUUUGAGUCUGAGAAAGCACUGCCACGUUGAAUUUUACUGCCCUGAAGAUGACUAAUUAGCUGUAUGUUUUAUAAACAGAAGUAGCCUUUGUUGUCCUUGCGGGGAAAAACGGUCUUAAAUCAGACAUGUUUAAUUUUUAUCUUCAUUUAUAUGUAUUUAUUUGCUUGGAUGAAAUCUGUCAUUCCAACAUGAACUGGUUGGAAUUCAGAGUGUUUUAUUAAAAAAAAAGAAAAAGAAUGCAUGGCAAGAAAUAUUCCCAAAAACAAACAUUCCGGUGCCAAAACUACAGGCGUUUUUGGUUGCAAAAUAAAAUGAAUUUAAAGCCAUUAAAAUAUGACAUUUCAUCAGGAAAUAAUAUGCAAUUAAAUACGUUUUAAAAUAUUAUUAGGCCAUGAAAAAUGUAAAUCAGUUAUUUAAUAAAUGCAUUUUGGAUUAAAUGUAUAUAAAUCUUAUUUCACAAUGUAACUUAUGGACAAUUUAAUACAUUAUUUCACACUUUUAAUUUACAUUUUUGACCAUUUUAUUGUUUAACCAACAUGCUAUUUGAGAAGUGUGUUAGACAAAGAUUUAGUACCAUGUGCAUAAUGUAUUAUUAUUUUGUAUUUAUUAUUACAAAUAAUAAGGAUGAGAAUCCUAUAACAACUUUAAUUUAACGAAUUUGAUUUUGAUUCUCGGGGUGACGAUUCGAUUCAGAAUCGAUCGUGAUUCAAAUCAGUUUUCGCAAUAUAUUGGUAUAAAAUGUAUAAUAAAUCCUUUUAAAACAGGUUACAAUAUUGUUGAGAAUAUAUACUUAAAACAUUUUUUUUAUUCUUUAUCGUUUUUUUCUUUUUAUUUUUUCAACAAAUAAGGAAUUCAAUGCCGAUUCCUGGAUUGACUAUUCAAUUCAGAAUUAAUUUUGGCGAAAUGUUAUUUGGUAUAUAAAUUAUAAAAAAAACUUUUCAAAACAGGCUACAGGUUACAAUAGCAAGACAGGUAUUUUUAAAAGUAGAUUCUUGAAAAAAUUAUAUAUCUAUAUAUAUAUAUAUAUAUAUGUAUAUGUAUAUAUAUAUAUAUAUGUAUAUGUAUAUAUAUGUAUAUAUAUAUAUGUAUUUGUGUAUAUAUAAGACAUGAACCUGGGGAUAGGUUGAUUGGCAACACUAAAUUGGCCCUAGUGUGUGAUUGUGAGUGUGAAUGUUGUCUGUCUAUCUGUGUUGGCCCUGCGAUGAGGUGGCGACUUGUCCAGGGUGUACCCCGCCUUCCGCCCGAUUGUAGCUGAGAUAGGCGCCAGCGCCCCCCGCGACCCCGAAAGGGAAUAAGCGGUAGAAAAUGGAUGGAUGG